This is a messenger RNA of Fonsecaea erecta, 771 nucleotides long. RefSeq lists its product as hypothetical. Gene Ontology annotation, biological process: regulation of transcription by RNA polymerase II; cell differentiation. Gene Ontology annotation, molecular function: RNA polymerase II cis-regulatory region sequence-specific DNA binding. NCBI's taxonomy places the organism in Eukaryota, Fungi, Ascomycota, Eurotiomycetes, Chaetothyriales, Herpotrichiellaceae. The record is from RefSeq and is a predicted model, not a curated record. The coding region runs from base 1 to 771 and encodes 256 amino acids. The transcript is spliced from 4 exons.
AUGAAUCCGUGGGCCGCGCUCGACUUGCUCGACGAUGAAGACCUUUGGCCUUCCUCACCGAGACCUCCACCGGUCCAGGGAAAGCCAAGACGUACCAGCAAUCGGGACGCUGCCAUCCUCAAAGCUGAAUACGCAAACAAUCACGCACCAAACGCGGCCGAAAUAGCCCUGAUCGCCAGUCGGGUGGAGCUUAGUGAGAGUGAUGUCUGGUUCACGAACCGUCGCCAGAGAGAGCGCCGCAAACAUCAGGCUAUCGGGUCUACAAGACUAAAUUCGGAGGAGCUCACAGCCUAUCUCCGCAACAAUCCUACCAACCCUAUCCCUCCUCAAAUGAGCUCAGCCCCCAUCUCCGACGAUCCAUCUGCCUCUUCAGCCCGACACAACUCGUCUCUAGCGACGACCGAGCCCGUUGACCAACCAAUCUCGAGAGGCUUAAGCAUCCAUAGUCUUCUCAACCCCACCCCAGCAGACGAGGACGUCAACAUGGAGUCCAGCUCACCAGACACGACGGAUGGAGAGACACCAUCAUUCAUCUUCGGCGGGCAUGUGCCCGCCCGUGCAGGCAUAACUCAAGAGAAAAUGGCCGAGAAUUGUGACAGACAGCAGGAUGUGAGCAGAAACAAGGCCAUUCCUCUGGAGCCGUUGGAACCGUUGCAAAAGCUGCAACUGCGCCCGAUCCGGAUGUCGCCUCCUGUCUUCUUCGCGGCCAUUGAACCAAACAGUGUACAGGAAGAGAAGGAGAUGCACGAAAAGCUAGCGCCGCCGUUAUGA